UGUAAGCAGAGCGCUGCUAAGUUGCUUAAUCAACGGAAACACAAACUUGAGGGAACCGUGAGACUUCUUUUUCAACCUGCCGAGGAGGGAGGUGCUGGCGCAUCUAAGAUGAUAAAAGGAGGUGCCCUUGGUGAAGCUGAAGCGAUAUUUGGGAUGCACGUUGAUUUUGAAAUACCGACUGGAACUAUAGCAUCCAUUUCAGGGCCACUCUUAGCUGCUGUUUGCUUUUUUGAAGCCAAAAUGGUCGGGAUAGGCGGGCAUGCUGCAGAACCCCAUCUUACUGCCGACCCAAUAGUUGCUGCCUCAUUUGCAAUUUUGGCAUUGCAACAGCUCAUCUCAAGGGAAGUGGAUCCCCUCCAUAGCCAAGUUCUGUCCGUUACUUAUGUUCGAGGUGGGAGUGCAUCCAAUGUAAUUCCAUCCCAUGUUGAAUUUGGGGGCACAUUGAGGAGUCUUACAACUGAAGGCUUGUGGCAACUCAGGAGGCGAUUGAAAGAGGUUAUUGAGAGCCAGGCUGUGGUGCACAGAUGUAAUGCAUAUGUCGACAUGAGAGAUGAAGAAUUCCCACCAUUACCUGCUGUUUUCAAUGAUGAAAGCUUGCAUCUGCAUGUGAAGAGGGUUGGAGAACUUAUGCUUGGUCCUGAGAAUGUGAUGGCGUGCGAGAAACUCAUGGCAGGUGAAGACUUUGCCUUCUAUCAGGAAGUGAUACCUGGAGUGAUGUUUAACAUUGGAAUUAGAAAUGAGGAAGUGGGUUCAGUUCACUCUCCGCACUCCCCUUACUUCUUUCUUGAUGAGGAUGUCCUUCCAAUUGGGGUGGCAUUACAUGUUGCCUUGGCGGAGAUUUAUUUGGAGAGCCACCAACAUCCAGUUAAACAGUAAAAUUUUAGAGCAACUGGUGUGGAGCGUUCUGGAAAAACUUGAUGGUUUGGUUGCGUGCUGCCAUAUUGUACUAAGCAGUGUCAAGCUGAUAAAGUAGUGUAAGAGAAUGUAUUGUUUCAAACAAGUAAAGAAUUCGUCUUUGUUCAAUAAUUCACUUGUGGACGGAUAAA
Molecule: messenger RNA, 1046 nt
Organism: Prunus avium (sweet cherry)
Lineage: Eukaryota; Viridiplantae; Streptophyta; Magnoliopsida; Rosales; Rosaceae
Source: RefSeq, a predicted model, not a curated record